AUGUUGAAGUGCGAUGUGUGUAAAAAUGAAAGCUUUGAAAAAUUUGACGGGUAUAUGUAUUGUACAGAAUGUCAUACUCAAUCGCAGGAGUAUAUCGAACAAGAAUUUGAAUUUCACGGUGCUACUUUUGUAAAAAGUAGACCUAGCAAAAAAGUAAAUAAAUCGUCAAAAAAUAAUACUACUGUAAUUGAAGGAACGUGGACAUCAUGGGAAGCUUUCAAUUAUAUUUUAUAUGGGAUGACAAAAGAAUUAAGUGACUGUUUUCCUUUGCCAUCCGAAUUUCAAUCUCUAGUCUUAAAAUUAUGGGCAGCAUAUUUAAAAGCUUGUAAUGUUGCUUUUACUUCUAAAUAUAGUGAAACCAAACCUAAAUUACAAUUCGAUAAAAUCGUCUCUGAGCUCGAGAGCAAUGAUUAUGAGGCACAUUUAUCACAGUCAAUGCUAUCCCAACAAAGUUUAGAAAAUGAAACUUUAGAAUCGUUAGGAAGAUCAACUUUAAUUGAUGAUGAUGAUGAUGAUAAUAAAUCCAUGUCUCUGUAUAAUAAGAAAAACAAAAAAUUAUUAAAACAAGUUUUGGAUGAUGAUGAAUAUGUUUUGUACAAACAAUCAUUGAAAUCUAACAGAGACAAAAUAAAUGCUAAAGGUCAAUCGAAAAACAGUAUCAAAUCAAUGGGUAAAAAUAAACUAUUAUCCAUAUUACAUUUAGCUUUAUUAAUGUCGAAAAGUAAAAUUCAACUCUGUGAUUUAUUUAGAGAAAGUCAUUUAUCUUUUGCCAAAGUAACACAUUUUUUACCUGAAAAUUAUAAAUUUUCAAAAAGAGAUGUAGGUUAUAUUGAAAUAGUUUCCGAUACUUUAAUGCCGACUCAUUUUAAACAGAGGUAUCUGACGAGUAAAUUAGCAAAUUUAAUUGGAAUUAAAGAAAUUUAUUCUCCAAACAUGUCUUCACUUGUGCAAAGAUAUUGUAAAGAUUUAAAUUUACCAGGUAAAAUCAGUAAAUUAAGUAAAAUCAUUGUCGAAAAAUUUGUUCCGAAAGUUUUUGAACCGAAAUCAUCAUCAUCAUCAUCUGUACCAAGUUAUGAAGCUUGUGCUAUUGCAUCAAUAUUAUUCAUAAUGAAAUUAUUAUUCGGUUUAAAUGACAGAACUGAAAUAUUUUUAACAGAUUUGGCUGAAAACAUUAACAGAACCGUUACAAAAUCCAAAGUAUUAUUUGUAUUUGAAAGAUGGCAAAAAUUUAUUGAAUGUAGAAAAGUAUUAUUGAAAGAGUAUCACUACCCGACUCACGAACAACUCGAAAGAGGAGAAUUGAAAAGUUCUAAAAUGUUUUUAAACGCUUUAUAUAGGGAAAGCAAAGAUGAUUUCCGGGAAUCCAGGUUUAUUCCAUACAAAAAGUACUACAUGGAUGGGGAUUUAAUAAGUAACAUAAAAUCAAUGUUGAGCGAAAUUUUAGAACCCAUAGAAAUAGAUUCGAUAAAUUUUCAACCUUCGUUGACUCCACAAACCUCUCAUUUGAAUGCGAUCAUACUCUCGUUUAAAAGUUGUAAAAUUGAUUUCACGUUUAAUCCCCGUAACUACGUGAAAAUAUUAGAAAAGGAUGAAAAUUUCGAAUCCGUGAUAAACAAAUUGAGAUUUUACAAAGAUUUCGUUAAUAAAGAUAAUGAAAUGGAAAUCGGUUCGAAAAGGAUCGGGAGCCCGAGUUCGAAUUAUUGGAUUUAUCACGAUGUCGAUAUAAAAAGAAUUUCACAUUGUGAUUUCGAAGGGCAUUUUUUAAAUUUCACACCGAAAAAUUUCCAAUGGCUCACGAUCGAAUGUUCGAGAAUGAUCGAAAUGAAAAUACGUGACGUAUACGGUGAGCUAAUGACACUUGAAAAAUUUUUUAUUACGAAAAAAUAA
Messenger RNA from Pediculus humanus corporis (human body louse), 1887 nucleotides. RefSeq lists its product as uncharacterized. Bases 1 to 1887 code for a protein of 628 amino acids. Gene Ontology annotation, biological process: nucleolar large rRNA transcription by RNA polymerase I; RNA polymerase I preinitiation complex assembly. Lineage: Eukaryota; Metazoa; Arthropoda; Insecta; Psocodea; Pediculidae. Gene Ontology annotation, molecular function: RNA polymerase I core promoter sequence-specific DNA binding. Gene Ontology annotation, cellular component: RNA polymerase I core factor complex; RNA polymerase transcription factor SL1 complex. The record is from RefSeq and is a predicted model, not a curated record. The transcript has 12 exons.